Messenger RNA from Betta splendens (Siamese fighting fish), 4327 nucleotides. It is a transcript of the gene dnajc5ga, whose product is annotated as DnaJ (Hsp40) homolog, subfamily C, member 5 gamma a. The coding region runs from base 182 to 847 and encodes 221 amino acids. NCBI's taxonomy places the organism in Eukaryota, Metazoa, Chordata, Actinopteri, Anabantiformes, Osphronemidae. The record is from RefSeq and is a predicted model, not a curated record. The transcript has 7 exons.
AAAGCCGCACGCGCAGAGGCGACCCGGUGUGGCGGCUGGCUGGUAGCGGUCUGUGACCGGUGAAUUAUUACCGUGUUUUAUAUCCUUCAACCGGGAGUUAAGGCGUAAAACCGGAUGCCUCUAUGAGCCAGUUAACCUCCCAGCGUGAUAAACAACGACCAGUUUACACAAGAGGUGAGCCAUGGCUGAACCGAACUCCUCCCGUCCUCAGAGGAAGAUGUCCACGGCUGGGGAGAGUGUGUACAAGGUGCUAGGGCUGGAAAAGGGAGCCUCAGCUGAGGACAUCAAGAAAGCAUACAGAAAACUCGCUCUGAAGUAUCACCCUGAUAAGAAUCCAGACAACCCAGAGGCAGCGGAGAAGUUUAAGGAGAUAAACAACGCUAACUCCAUUUUAAACGAUGAGACCAAGAGGAAGAUCUAUGACGAGUAUGGCUCCAUGGGCCUCUACGUGUCCGAGCAGUUCGGAGAAGAAAGCGUCAAGUACUACUUCCUCAUGUCCAAAUGGUGGUUUAAGGGUCUGGUCCUCUGCUGCACACUGUUCACCUGCUGCUGCUGUUGUUGCUGUUGCUGUUUCUGCUGUGGGAAGUGUAAACCACCUGAAGACGAUGACUCAUACCAGUAUGUGGACCCUGAGGACCUGGAGGCCCAAAUCAAAGCUGAGCAGGAUGGAGGAAACACAAUAAUCAUAAUCCAGCCCAAAUCUAAUCUGGGCCCAGAAACCCCAGAGGGCCAGAAUCAGCCCAUCCCGUUGCCUAUGCCCAUGUCUCCAUCUGAGCCACAGUCGCUGACAUCUGCCAAUUCGCCAGAGGGCGUGAACCCAGGAGAGACCGUGCCAGAGUCAAAAUGACUCGACGUUGACAGUCUGCAGGAGCCUCAGCCGACAGGAGCCUUCAGAGCUCCUGUUAUGACUAAGCUACAUUUAACUGCUGCCAACAACCCAGAGAUCAACCAGCCCGAGCUCACAGCUUCCUCCUGACCACCGCAUCCUUCCUGACCUACGCUCUGCACCACGUCUGUAAGGUGGCCACUUCAUGAACCCAGCGUCUUGGAGGACUCUCGUGCAGACCAACCUUCUAGCUGGGCUCUGACGAGGCAGAGACCCUUACUGAAGCCUCAGACCAGCUGGUCCAAGUCAAACCUCAAUCCUUUUCCUGUUUCCUGCUGACAACAUACUCCAGUUUGUGCUGGAUGAUCUUGUCAGCAGUUUGCUUAUGCAGGACCUGACCUGCCGACACGCCUGAACCGGACGCUAAUCAGGUCACGUCAUCCCAUUUCAACCAGUAAGAGACACUGGGCAAGGAGACUUCAAAAACAGAGGAAUAUAACGGAAGCAAAAACGUAACUGGAAGGAGAAUCUCAUUGUUUAUCCUCUACCCGGACCUGGAAUGGAUUUAUUUAUGUUCUCUGUACCUGCUCCUUCAUAUUGGUGACCGUCGGGAGCACUUCUGUUUGCGUUCUCCCUCUUGUUCUACGUUUCCCUGUAAGAUGAAGCCAUGAGGGUUGGUGGUAAACCUACUCCCAUGUGAACUAGAUGCCAUUUGAAGCAAAGUGAGACUGUUAAGGAUGCAUUUUUCCACCUUCUACACAGACUGUCUUCUAGGUUUAUCUUGUCAACCUAGUUAUUGAUGCCAAGUGUAAAAAUACUAAUAAUGUCAUAGGAGGCGGCUUCCUUCCCCAAAGUGCAUGCAUUGUUGUUGACACGCAUGCCCCCCACUGUACAGCACUAACACGUACUCCUCUAAACCAACUGCUUAGCUUCACCUUGCUCGUCCUGUGGACAAGUGCUACAAGUACGUACCCAAACAACACAACCCCAGUCUGCUCUCUAGAGCAGACAGCAACAGAUGCCAUACCUCUAAAAAUUAAACUAACCACUAAAGUUGCACUUCUGUUCAUUUUGGAGACCAAAUCCACCAGCUUCAUGUAGCCAGCAGAGCCUCUGUCAAAGCUCAGCUCCACAUCUGUUGGGGUGGCUGCAGAUUUCAUGUGUGAUCUUAUUGUGAGCCCAAGUUGACGUCGCUAAAUGCUUCGUUUUUAUCCUAGUCAUGUUUACAGAAGUUUGGGCACAUAACUAAACAUUAUUGAAGUUGUUUGUUGUGUUGCUUGUGUUUGCUAAUAUGCUUUUAGGGCCAUUGAGAGAGAAAUCACAUUUCAUGUGAGUCUUCCUUUACACUCAGUUUUUAAUUUAGUCUUGUAUUUGGCUACUUUGAUUCGGGGGUCACCUGUUAAUUUUUAUGGACAGAAUUUCUGGGUGCAGCCAUGGGCCAGAGGGGGCAGCUGAGUGCAACGCUGUGGUGAAUCAGUGGUUAGAAGUGGAGGAGUUCAAAUAUCUUGGAGUUUGGUUCACGAGUGAGGCAAGGAAAGAGCGUGAGACCGCCAGGAUCGGUGCAGCGGCUGCAGUAAUGUGUUCGGUGUACAGAUCCAUCGUGGUGAAGAGGGAUUCUCAAUUUGCCGGUGAGUCUACGGUCCUAUCCUCACCCAUGGUCAUGAGCUUUAAGUCAUGACUGAAAGGACAAGACCGUGGAUACGCGUGGCCAGUUUCCUCCAUGGGUAACUAGGUGCUGCCUAGAGAUAAGGAGGUCGGAGCAGGGCGCUGCUCCUUCACAUGGAGAGGAACCAGCUGAGGAGGCUCAGGCAUCUGGUUUGGACGCCUGGAGGUUUUCUGGGCGUGUCCCACCGGUGGGAGCCCCUGGGGAGACCCAGGACACGCUGGAGGGACUGUUUCUCAGCGAGCCUUGGAACACCUUGGGGUCCCACCGGAGGAGCUGGAGGAAGUGUUGGAGGGAGAGGGAAGUCUGGAACUCUAUUCUCAGGUAGAGUUCCAGCCCCAGACGAGCAGAUGAUGGAUGAUUCGGGGGAAGGUACAGUUACAGUACCAGUACGUUAGUGAUUCGUGCAACGUUCUGUUAAAUUUCUUACCACACAGGUGAUUUGAUCAUUUUAACAAACCUUAUUGAUAUUGUAGUUUAACAUAGUACAUUUCAUGUUAUUGUCUUAUACUUUAUACUUUUUGGAACCAAUGUGGAUCUGUACAAGACAAAAAAAACAAUCCACUACAGAUUAUAAAGCCAAGUAAUUCAUUGUGGAAAUGCUUUGGGAGAUCUUCAUUGAUUUGGCUUCUGAGAGGUUUUGCUUCCAGUCACAAGAGAGGAGUCAUACUGAGGCUGAUUUUUAGCAUUUCAACUGUUGAAGGGAGUGAAGGCUUUUGGCUUUUUGACAUUAAGUUUUUUUUUUUUUAUGGUUUACUUGAGUCGUGCAGGUGUAAAAAGGUGAGCGCUGUGGAGAGUCGUUGUCCAGUGCAGAGUUCUGUUGCCUGUGCAUAUUUCCAGGGUGAUUUUUUUUCUUUUUUUUUCACCCGUAGUAAAUAAACUACUGGUGUGUCUAUAAACGGCAGAGACACUGCUGCUAAAACACUUCUAUUGCCUGGAAAACUGCAAUAAACACAAUGGAUUCGUGUAGAACCAGCAGCCAAGCUCCCAUUUUCAUUUUCUGACUUGCAACUGCUUUUACUCAAAUCUUGAUUUUAUUUUGGAUUUGCGUUGAUGGUUGACAUAUCAGCUUGUUCUGGAACAAACACUAACACAAAAGUCAUGAUUACAUCUAACAGACUUUAUUCUCGAUUGCCAAAACCUUCCCAUAAUGUCAGACAUCAUUUCAGAUAUUUAUUUGUCAGCGCGUCUCCAAUAACUCCACACGCUUUGUUUAAAAAUAGCAGCAAGAGAGAAGAGCAUGGACAGAAGACAUAUUAUUUUUUUAAUUCUUGUAAAUAACUCAUUGAACAACAAAAUAAACUCCUAAUGUGAAUUUAUGCCUGUUAACAAUUGUACAUACAUUUAUUUUUGUUAUUUAUGUUUCAUAGAACCAUGAGACACAACAACAUUGCUACAAGUAAUGGGAGCUCAACCUUGGUCAGUUUAGGUUUCAAACCUCAACUGUUGGUCAUUAGAGUAGCUUUGAAUGCCAAUGCUAAGUUAGCAUAGACCAGUGACAAUCCCCACAAAUAGCUGAUUAGUUUUUUGGUGGUGAAUCAAUAAAUGGAACGUAGGAGUAGAAGAACUAGUUUUCAUCGUAGAAGCUGAGUCUUUGUUUUUCUUUUGGACGUGUCACUUGAUUCCUGAGGACGAUCUGUAAAUCUGACUUAUGAAAUUCAGCCAAAUAAAAGAAAACAUCUUACUGGUUUGAUGUUUUUCUGUACAUUCAGACAUGUGGAGAUACUUUUUAACCUGCUGGUGACAGUGGGUGUGACCAGCUCUGUUUGUAUCUUACCCUGCAGCGCAGCCUAUAAAUAGUCCUGUAAACCCAUUAAAAGCUUUGUCUGUCUCUCAAA